Messenger RNA from Syngnathoides biaculeatus (alligator pipefish), 2493 nucleotides. RefSeq lists its product as uncharacterized. Bases 76 to 2349 code for a protein of 757 amino acids. The transcript is spliced from 17 exons. The record is from RefSeq and is a predicted model, not a curated record. Lineage: Eukaryota; Metazoa; Chordata; Actinopteri; Syngnathiformes; Syngnathidae.
GAGUGUUGCGACGGAGGCCUCCGAUUGGCCGCCGGGUUCCAUGAAAAGGCGGUUUCAUGCCGCCCACCUGCAGCCAUGGCUUGGAUCGUUUGCUUGUGGGCGGCGUCGCUGCUGUUUGUAUCAGCGGAUCCCGUUCCCGACGGCGUCCUGGCCAUGGAGUGUCACGAUCGAUCCUUCGUGAUAGCCGUGGACCUCCCGUUCGCCGGGGACGAUGCUCGCUUUGAGGCUGUCGACAGGACGGGCACGUACGCCAUCACCGAGUCGUACGCGGCCCGGUGCGGCUACACCGUCACCGUCUCCCGGCCGAGCGGCCUCGUGGAGCUGCGCUCGUCCUACUUCAGCUGUCACACAGACAAGCAGGAUGAUGGAACGUUCGCGUUCAGCUUCAACCUGUUGGUGAGGCGCGACAGCGACGCGGUCUACACGUUGAACAAGACCUGUUCCCCGUCCUUGGCGUGGUCUCCUCGAGAGGUCGCCUGCCAGCUCAACUACAUGGAGGUGCUGGUCAAGAGCCGAGCUUCUUGUGCUCCUGGGACAAAGGACGACAACUGGAGCGUUCUCAGACAGGCACACGUCUCAUCCACUUCAGACUGGCAGGUGAUGUUCCAGAGGGACGAGGACCAGAUGGCGCCGAUGAGCCUCUCCGAAGCCCGCGAGCAAGGCUACGUGUUUGACGUUACCGACGGCAGCCUCAUGUUCCGCGCGCCCUAUGGACAGCCUGAUUCGUUCAUUGCCAUGGUGAACAAUAUCCCAGUCGAGGUGGUCCACGCCACGCUGUUCUCCAGAGACCGCUGGUUGGUCAUAAUGGUGGACCUGGUUGCUGCAUGCUCCAUGCACCAGGGCACUUACGAGGACGGCGGCCACGUGAUUUUCGAGACCCCCGAGGCGCCCUAUCCCAGGCCUGAUGGCACACGGAUCCAAGUUGGGUUUAAAGGCGCUGACGUGGUGACUGAGAAUGGGACGGUCCAAGUUAGAAUUCCCUUGGAUGUGAAGGGUGGACUCAGGAAGAGUUUUGUGAGUGGCGGCCUCUACGAGUUCUACACCUUCCAUCUUGUCCUGGAGCAAAUGUUUGAGGACGAUGAAGCUGAGACCAGGCUACGCCUUCGCCGGAUUCUGAACACCCCCCUCCUGCCGCGCCCUCUUUUUACCCAAAACCGAAGCGUCAUCGAGGAGCGCCUCUUUCAGGUCUACCUGGGUGACGUGCCAGAGGACGUCCGCUUGGUUUCGCUCUGGCUCAACGGGCGCGAGGCGCCGUUCACCAACUCGUGUUCGGUGGCAGACAUCGCGCAAGCCGCCCGUGGCCACGGCUACUUGCUGAAAGUGUCCUUCGACGAUCCCGCCGUCUCACAGCAGUACUUUGAAGUGUACAAAACUAUGCAGUAUAGCGUGGACAUAAACUACACGCUGAGUGUUCUCCCGGAAAACGAGCUCUACAACCACUCUGUCAGCAUCACGGCACUGGCUGGUCCCUCUGCUCCAGUGCUGGAUGCAACUUGCUCGGAGUCUGGCAUCAGCUUUACCGCGGACCGCUGGGCCUUGGACUUCCUGUGGUUCAUAGGUGUGGGCUCGGACACCCUCACGCCAGAGCUGGCAAUGCAACGGGGUUACAAGAUGAGCAACGGCAGUCAGAGACUGCAGCUGGACGUGCCGGUCUACUCUCAGGGCUUUCGCUAUGAGGAAAUCACCCUGGAAAAGUUCUUGGGCACUUUUGAGAUCCUUAUGAAAGAGCGUCAAACAUCAGCUGUCCAGAAAUCUAUAAAAAAGACCUGCCCCUUUGUGACCUCUGAACUUAUUGUGUGUUCCACUGACGGGAAGAUGACUGUGGUGGCCAACUUGUCUCUGAUCACCCCGAGCGGUGCGACCCCGUCCACAAGCAACCUACUGGACGAUUUCUGCAGCCCCGCAGAAGCAGACCACAGCAGGGCGCUGUUCUCGUUCCCUCUCAAUAGCUGUGGCUCCAAAAUCAAGCUCAGCAAGGGUAACGUGAUUUAUCGAAACGAGAUUUUCUACAGCAAGAAUUCGGAUGCCACGGAGAGGUUGGUGGUGCAGUGCACGUAUCCUCUGGAAGGCCUCCACCGGCUCUUCUCCACGUACAGGUUCGAGUCGGACGACCCAGGCGCCGGUAGAAUCUUCAGCAGGCGGCUCGGGGCGGGAUUUGCCGCCGCACCUCCGCGCGGUCCCGUCGCCACCACGAGGGCUCUGAUGCCGACCUCUACUGCGGCCGCGAGAACCAGCGCUGCUCCGGUCCGGAAGCGUCUGGGCUCCAAUCCGGGUGUGCACUACAUCCGGGUGUCCAAACAUGGCAAACCUCACCCUGACGUUCGAAAAGGUGCAACUGUAGCCACGUGAGGGCGCUGCUCACAUGCAGUUGAAACACGCUUGCCCCGCCGCACUUUCCGGAGUUUCUUCAGAACGUCCACGACAACUUUUAGUGUGGGGAACUUGAGCGUCAUGGACGUCCCCGUCCCCCCGAAACUGAGACCCCGACGUGCU